Pararge aegeria (speckled wood butterfly) is the source of this 1112-nucleotide messenger RNA. RefSeq lists its product as uncharacterized. NCBI's taxonomy places the organism in Eukaryota, Metazoa, Arthropoda, Insecta, Lepidoptera, Nymphalidae. Bases 127 to 891 code for a protein of 254 amino acids. The record is from RefSeq and is a predicted model, not a curated record. The transcript has a single exon.
GAUAAAUGCAGUUCCCGGUGAAAAUAGAUAAAUGCCACUGCUCAUGUGUUUUCUACACAUUUCAAUAGACGCAACCGCAUUGACUGGACACAAACGCUGACGGGACGGCCGCGGUUUUUUGUCACGAUGGUUCCCCGCGGGAUACUCCUGUGCUUUUGUGUCAUCCUUGCUACGGCUUCUGCCAACACCUUCGGAGCCGGCAUGAAGAUCCUCGGAAGGAUGUACGACAACUGUGAGAGGUCGCAAGAGAUCAUCAAGUGUUUCAAGAUCCAAGCAGUGAAGUUGGUAGAUCGUGCCGCCAGAAUGGAGACGCUGCCGAUCUUCGACGGCGUUUCCUUAGUACGGAAUGCGGAACAAGGCAGAGCAUUCCCCUCUUCUGUACCAGAAGGCGAUUUGAAUUCUUUGACUUCAGACGAAGUUGACAAACUAUUGAAUCUGGCGUCAUCGAAGCUGAUCCAGACGCAUCGGGUCAUCUUGUCACCCAAGAGCAUCGGGGUCGACAUUGGCAGAUCAUUAAACGAGGCGAGAGGCAAGCUGAAGAAAAUGAUGGGUCCAAUAUUGGCUGGUGUUGCGAUUAAAGGCACAUUUGUGGCCAUGGCAUUCCAAGCAAUCGCUCUGAUCGCUGGUAAAGCAUUGUUAAUAGGUAAGAUCGCCCUCCUUUUGUCCGCUAUUAUUGGAUUGAAGAAACUGGUGGCUGGAGGAGAAGCGCAUGAGAAAACAACGUACGAGAUCGUCAAGCAUCCUCAGGUAUCACAAAGUCAUACAUACUCGUCAUCCCAUUAUGGAAAUGACUUCGAUACCACAGGUCCAGGUGGCCAUUACAGGCGAAGCGUUGAAGAGGAAGCUGCCGCUCAAGACAGGGCGUACAGAGCCUAUGCUAAAACGCAGUAAAGAAGUAACCUUAAAGAUCUAAGACCCAGAAGAUCGCUUACGACUCCCUUUACAAAAUCAGACAACGACACGGCAUUUCCAUUCAUUAUUACCUCCGAAGCCUUAAGGCUACUUUGCACUCGCAAGUAGGAGACAGUGUAUAUUUAAGGUUAUUUAAUUCAUACGACACUUAAUUUAUUUUAGACAAGGGUUUAUUUAACUUAAUACGUUUUCAAAUACGU